UUGGCAUGCGAAUCUGAUUCACCGUUUUCCUCGUCUCUGUUUCUCUCUUACCAUUUUUCAUUUUUCUCAAGAAAUAAAAACUUUUGAAGUAGAAGAUGGGCACGACUGAACCGAGCUUGGAACAAUUUUUUGAGGAGAAGAAACGGGUCAGGAACCCUCUGGUGCCCGUUGGUGCGCUUAUGACAGCUGGAGUGCUUACAGCUGGCUUAAUCAGUUUCAGGCAAGGCAAUUCUCAAUUGGGUCAGCUUUUAAUGAGAGCUAGGGUGGUGGUCCAAGGAGCUACUGUUGCACUUAUGGUUGGAACUGCUUUCUACUAUGGGGAGAACCCCUGGAAAAAGUCAAGUUAGAGUCUAUAAACCACAUUCCGACUCCUGUAACUUGGUAUGGAUCUACCACAAAUGGGUUCUAGUGGUGGAUGCCAUCUUCAUCGUUAACAAAUGGUAGUAUUGGUUUCUUAAAUUUCCAUACAUGCAUCCAUUAUUAUUUUUUUCCCUACUUUUCUUCCGAUAUUAUUAUUAUUAUUAAUAAAAUAACAGUUUAUAUGGGUA
Messenger RNA from Hevea brasiliensis (rubber tree), 548 nucleotides. Its product is annotated as RING-H2 finger protein ATL48. The transcript is spliced from 2 exons. The coding region runs from base 96 to 347 and encodes 83 amino acids. The record is from RefSeq and is a predicted model, not a curated record. NCBI's taxonomy places the organism in Eukaryota, Viridiplantae, Streptophyta, Magnoliopsida, Malpighiales, Euphorbiaceae.